Monopterus albus (swamp eel) is the source of this 2965-nucleotide messenger RNA. RefSeq lists its product as uncharacterized. The record is from RefSeq and is a predicted model, not a curated record. The transcript has 8 exons. NCBI's taxonomy places the organism in Eukaryota, Metazoa, Chordata, Actinopteri, Synbranchiformes, Synbranchidae. The coding region runs from base 1972 to 2787 and encodes 271 amino acids.
AAACUUUUUCAAAUUCAUUCUCAGUUUGCAAUGAGACAAAGGCUGUUAAUUGCCAGUUUUAAUAACAAGCAGUUGUAGUAAUUGUUAGAUGUUGCAAAUAAUAAGUAGUUGCUGAAAUUUAGAAAUGAUUUUUUUUUUUUACCUGGAUGUAAUAGGUGGAAGCUGUGUGUCAGAAAACAUCUGUUCUGUCAGCUCCUGAACUGUCCUUCCAGAAGACGCUGUCUGGGUGAGACAGAAUAUAAAGCCCCACUCAUUGCCACAGAUACCUCAUACACAAAAUACACAAAAACUAGAAACUGAACAUGUGCACAUGAUCACAAUAACCGUGUUGUACAUGUAUUCCCCACUCACGAGGAGAUACUAUGGGGCUCAGUGAAAUCACUUUAAAAUUUUGUCCACUUUUACUUCUAGUACUUCUAGCAAAUUUCCAAGGGUAGCGUACAGUAGGGAUGACUUUUCCUGUUAUUAUACUCCUGAAUCAUUUCCUCAUGUUGAACCACUUUGUUACUGCCUGCUGAAGUUUAGUAGCCAUUUGGACUAGCCAAACAAAGGGGAAAUGUGCUGCUGCACGAGUGUGUUUUCCUUGCAGUCUGAUGAGUAUUGAACAUUCACCAGUAAUGCCUGUCAGUUAUAACAUAUGGUAUGUUUUUGGGAAACACCCAUAUAACAGUUUCUGACUUUUACUGGGUCAUCAAACCUCUGUGGGAGGAUUAUGUUUUAAAAAGCAGCCUGUUACAGUAAAAGCAGGACACUGACACAAACAUAGGUAGCUAAAUAUUUACUUGACUUUUUUAUUGUAUAUGAUUAAUCUUUCUUUUUAUAUCUGGUUACAUGCUGAAAUUGUAAUGUUGGUGUUAUGUAAAUUAUAGUUUUAUAGAGUGUAAAGCUACUGGUUUCUGUAUUAAUGUGUUACUGUUGUAAAGUGCACAGUCUCCUGUUUUGAAUGUUCUCGUGGCACAACACUGGUACAAUGCCAUAGUGUCCAACAGCAGAAACAUGCUUUGUAAACACAGCAGGGGAGGGGAGGUCUUUUGGAGGGAGACUGAUUAAUGGGAAAAGAACAAAAAAACCUCUUCUUGUUGUUCUUGUGAAGGGCGAUCUGUUCUGAAACAACUACUGAAAAAAGGUCUUUGAUCCUAGCAGGACCAGGACCGUGUGUCCUGGCUUAUUAACAAUCCACUGGCAUCUCAGCAGCUGAGGACACCAGCUGCUGGUUCACAGGCAGCUGGGGCUCGCCUGCUUUCUAUUCUUGCCUGUGCAUUAGUGAUGAUUUGCACUAUAUUAUCACAGGAUUUAUACAGCUGAUGGUGAUUAUGAUGACAGGUAUUUCUCUCUCUUACCAUCCUCUGUCAGUGUCUGUCACAUGGUUCUAUUGCAGUUUGACAAACUGUCUCCUGCUGUUUCUCAUUCCUGUCUGGUGUCAUCUCUCCGCAGACCAGGGGUUUCUAAAUGACAGCUACACUCCCAUCACAGUCACCAGUAAUGAGAGCGUGGGCACAACUUGCGCUUCUACUUGGAAGGUUGUCAUGUUUCAUUAACUUCAUUCACCAGUACGUGAAACAAAACUGAUUUCAUCCCUUUCAAAAAGCAAUUCUGACUCAUACACUAGUCUGUGCUCUCUGCUGCCAUUCCUUCUUUUAUUCCCUCCUAGUGUGUUCUCAAAACACAGCACCUCUCCAGCACCUCUAACCAAAUAAUGAAAUGAUUACGAUGCAGCAGGUUGCCAGGUCCUGGUCCGCAGCAGAUGUAGUUUGUCCCAGCAGCCAACUUCACACCAUGGCACGCAGCGCUCCAGCAGACCUCUAUCCCCAUCUUGUGGCCAGUUUGAGUAAGUGCAACUAAAGGCGAGGAGCCGUUUUGCCAGAUUCUGAUUCUCCGCCAAGUUGAGUUACACGUCAGAAGUGAACCUGUACUGGUGAGUGGACGUGUACAGUGCGCGUCAGACGGUUCCCGGAUGCACCAAACAGAAGCAUGGAACGGGUAGUGGUGGAAGUGCCGAUGAACAGCGGCUUUUCCCUUGCUGGCCCUUCCACAACCCCACGAAAGCGUCAGGUGCGUUUUUCAGCUCGGCAUGAUAUCAUCCUUCUGCGAGAGGUCAUCGCCCAGAAUCCCUUUUCUUCCAAAGAGCCAGGACGGAUCUGGGCACGUGUGGGGGAGAUUAUCACAGCAGCCCUCCAAGAUGAAAACUUUGAGGUGGAUGCCAGGAGGUGUAGGGAGAGGACCAUGUUGCUGCUAGACUACUACAAGAAACAAGACUUUCCCAGCCUGCGCAGGUUUGGAACAGAAAGGUUGUACGCCCAAAAGGAGGAUCUGCUCCAUGAGGUUUUGGAGCUUGAGGCCGAGAAGGGGCUCCUGUCCAGCGGCAAGGGCACAAAGUAUCAGGAUGAUGAGUUGCACAAGCGAACCAUUGACGAAUUACCUCUGCCAGAACAGGACAAACCCAACAUCACCGUUACACAAACACCCACUGCAGAACCAGAAGAUGACCAUGAAGAAAUGGCUGAGCUAACAGCGGCACCAUUAGCCAAGCGGCCCUGCCAGUGCUGCUGCCAGACCUACUCUGAGAUCCUCAGCUUCCUGGAGAAACGCUCAGAGGCGGAGCAGCGGCUGCGAGAGGAGGAGCUUGCCCUGCGCCGGGAGGAACUAGAGAUUCAAAGGAGUAAGAUCGCUUUGGAGAGGGAGCGUCUGGGAGCGGAGAGAAAAGAGAGGGAGCGGAGAUUUGAAUUGGAGAGCCAAGAGAGGCAGGUCAUCUUGGACCUGCUAAAGGAGAAGGUGCUGAAAGGCUGAUGGAGAUGAAAAACGGUAUCAUUUGCAUUUCAGUGCCAUCUUUUAAAAAGUCAGAACAUGAAAUAUGGGAAAACAUGACUACUAAAAAAAGGAAGGACAACAAGGAAACAGGAAGUGAAAAGAGCAGCGGUUGUUGGUUGUUACUUGCAGGUGAUUGACCUGGUAAAAUAACCAAAAC